Bipolaris sorokiniana ND90Pr is the source of this 886-nucleotide messenger RNA. RefSeq lists its product as uncharacterized. The coding region runs from base 136 to 768 and encodes 210 amino acids. The transcript is spliced from 2 exons. Lineage: Eukaryota; Fungi; Ascomycota; Dothideomycetes; Pleosporales; Pleosporaceae. The record is from RefSeq and is a predicted model, not a curated record.
CCCAUCGCAACGCCCCCGGCGUGAUCAGCGUCAUAUGUCCCGCCAAAAUUAUUUCAACACCAUAGCCCACAGCCAAACCCCAGCCCUCCUCCACACAGACACUUCCCACCCAAAUCCACACGCACAUCCAACAUCAUGAACGACCCCGGACUAAACAACCUUCUCAAGUGGGGCAUCCAAAACUCCGAAGCCUCGCGCACCGACGGAGCCGCUGCAGACCAGCGGCCCGGCCAGAUCGAUGUCGAGGCCCUACAACGUCUCGUCACUGGCAUGUCAGGCCCAUCAGAUGCCCAGCUCAUGCAAGAGAGCAUGCAGGUCAUCCAGAAUGAGGAAGCAGAACUCGAGCACAGGACGACCGCAUUCGACAACUUCGAGCAGCUCAUCGAGAACCUGGACAAUGCAAACAACAUCGAGAGCUUGGGCCUGUGGAUGCCACUCGUCGAACAACUAGAGAAUAAAGAAUCCGAACUGAGAUUCUACGCUGCGUGGUGCUGCGGCACUGCUGUACAAAACAAUAUCAGGACGCAAGAGCGACUUCUUGUUGUCGGCGCUAUUCCCACAUUGGUUCGGAUGGCCACUUCAGAUGCCGACAAGAAAGUCCGCAAAAAGGCCAUUUUUGCCCUGUCCUCGUCGGUCCGAAAUUUCCAAGCGGGACUCGAUGCCGCUCUGGAGCAUGUGCCCGCCGAACUCAAACCUAAAGAAAAGCUAGAUGCCAACGACAUGGAAUCGGUAGACUUGCUGAUCAACAAGCUGCGCGACAAUGUAUAGUGUCUAAGUCGCGCAUGCUUUGCAUUGGGCGGCGUUGCGGAACUACAAUUGGAUUAGCAUGGGAAUGGCGCACAUGUGGGACGACAGUUAUGAGGCAGGAAUAUAAAGGAUCAUUACC